Messenger RNA from Penicillium pulvis, 4446 nucleotides. RefSeq lists its product as uncharacterized. The transcript is spliced from 4 exons. Gene Ontology annotation, biological process: DNA replication; double-strand break repair via homologous recombination. Lineage: Eukaryota; Fungi; Ascomycota; Eurotiomycetes; Eurotiales; Aspergillaceae. Gene Ontology annotation, cellular component: nucleus; chromosome; RecQ family helicase-topoisomerase III complex. The record is from RefSeq and is a predicted model, not a curated record. Gene Ontology annotation, molecular function: ATP binding; 3'-5' DNA helicase activity; nucleic acid binding. The coding region runs from base 1 to 4446 and encodes 1481 amino acids.
AUGACGGAAAAUAAUCUUGCUGUACAUCUCAAAUGGCUGCUGAACCAAGGCUCCUCCUUGCACCCGUCCUUGUUUACUGGAUCUCCUCCCAUACAACGCGAGCGCGUCUCCCAACAACCCCCUCUACCCUCCGACGAAAGCGAGCUCUUGGGUGCGAUUAUUGACGACACCCAGAACACCGAAAAUGUGCUAAACGAGGACAUGGCGAAACUGCAAAAUUCAUUGUCCGCACGAAAACCUCGAUUAUUUAGCCGCCCAGAAACAUGGAAAGAGGAGCCGCCCUCAACAUCGAAGAAGGCGUCCACCUUGGUUCCAGACUCCAAUCUUGAACCACCGCGAUCCUCUUUCGUGUCUCGACUGAAAGCGACCCCACUUCGAUCGGAGCGAAAGCUUGAAACGCCGUCUUUUGACGAUGUUGAAGCCAUUGACCUCACGGGAGACCCGGAACGAUUCAUCCCAUCCUCGGCAACCGACUUGGGAGAGCCUCGACGACUAUGGUCCGGGGAUGUUGCAGCAAACGAACAGCCCGGUGAAAAGCGUGGGAAGAAGCGAAAGAGCGACGAAUACACAUCGGACCUUCUAUCACCCUCGAAAUAUGCGUCGAAGGUGCGAAGCGCCACGGAAGCCUCUAUUUCUGAACUUCCUUCAAGCUCAAAUAGGGUGAAGCCAUCAAAUGGCGCAAAACAGCUCAGAACCGCCUCCCCGUCCCCUAAAAAAAGCCAUCGGAAGCAAGUCAUUGCCGACUCCGACGAGGAAGAUCCAUUUGACGAUUGGACAGGAGAUGCAGACGACAUGAUUUUGGAUAUUGAUCCAGUGCUAUACCCAAAACUACCUAAAAUCAACACCGCAAAGAAGGAGAAGAACCGCCGCGCCGAAGACACUUGUUAUGAGCGCUCGCCAACUCGGACUUUGUCAGAAAAGAUACGGAUAGAGACUCAGAUGGAACAAAAGAAACCACCCAAAGCCUCAGCAGCUUCACAGCCAUAUCCUGGGCUCAAGUUUCCCAGCUCUCAGCCCAAAGACGAGUCUGUUCUCAAAUUUGUAGCUCUCCCAGCAACAUCUAUGGGGCAUUCUAUCCGCCAGCUGAGGCAGACACUGCAGAAGAAUUCAGAGGUUGUUUACCAACAGGCAAUGGAAGGCCAGCCAGCCCCGGAUCUGAUCGCAGAGAACAAAAGCCUUGUGUCACGAAUCCAAGCAAUUGAGGCUUUACAAUCCCAGCAAGCAUCUUACAACAGCUGCCUCUCUAGAAAAGAGAAAUUGAAGCAGAAUCUUAUGAAAGUGAUAUCCCAGGGCCUUGACCCAACAACUAUGCCAGAUGAACUUUCAAAAAGCCGAGCUGUGGAGUUGGAGUUGGAGCAAAUUCAGGCAAAGAUCCGCGAGCUUCUUCCUCAAGCCAGGAUAUUUGAUUUGACCAAAUGUUCAGAAAUGGAUCGAGCAACUUCAGUGUCAAGUGACUUCCAUUCAGACCGCCAUACCUCCAACAACCAGUUUGAAGUCUUUGGGUUUACCAGGGAGUCACCACCAAGAAAACAGCACACUUCUUUCCCCAGCCCUAAAUUGAGCAAUAAAAACCUCACGUCCCGGACUGGGCAAAGCAUUCCCACCCGCAGUGCCGAGGAAGGUCGUGUCUCUCGAAACAUGGGCUCACCAGCGAUAGACUUGGAUGAUUUUGAUUGGGAUGAGAGCGAUGAGGAGAUGCUAGAUGUUGCUGGAAGCCUUAGCAAGGACCCGCCAAUGUCUCUCAGUGACAAAAACAUUCAGAAUCGACCAGUCUUUGCCGAGACCUCUGGAAACACCUCUCGAAUGCCACCGCCAAAGAAGUCACCCGGCCGUAGCAACUUUUGGGCCAAUAAUGCUUGGUCCCAUGAGGUGAGAACUGUUCUGAAGGAUAAGUUCCACCUUCGUGGCUUCCGCCCGAACCAGCUCGAGGCUAUUGACGCAACCCUCGCUGGUAAGGAUACCUUUAUACUGAUGCCAACCGGUGGAGGAAAGUCACUGUGUUAUCAGCUUCCCGCGGUUGUGAUGAGUGGCCGUACCAGUGGCGUGACAAUUGUGGUUUCUCCCCUAUUAAGUUUGAUGCAAGACCAGGUCUUUCAUCUGCAGAAACUGAACAUCAACGCCCUCUUGGUGAAUGGCGACACUGACAAGGCUGAGCGAUCACACAUCCUCGAUCAAUUAUCAAACGGUGGCGGAGAGGGGAUGGAAUUGUUAUACAUCACACCAGAAAUGCUCAGCAAGAACCAGACCCUUGUAAAAGCCCUUGAGAAACUUCAUCGGCGAAACAGACUUGCACGCUUGGUCAUUGAUGAAGCGCACUGCGUUAGUCAGUGGGGACACGAUUUUCGUCCAGACUACAAGGAACUAGGUGAAAUUCGAGCUAAAUUCCCGGGUGUACCAGUCAUGGCCUUGACUGCUACUGCCACGGAAAACGUGAAAGUUGAUGUCAUGCAUAAUUUAAAGAUGAACGGAUGUGAGGUGUUCCUACAAAGCUUCAAUCGUCCUAACUUGACCUACGAGGUGCGGCCCAAGAAGAAGAAUGAUGAACUUUUGGCUAGCAUUGCUGAGACAAUUACUGGCUCAUAUCGAAACCAGUGCGGAAUCAUUUAUUGCCUCUCACGCAGGACAUGCGAAAGUGUGGCAGAUGAUCUUGUGAAGAAGUACAAAAUCAAAGCCCACCACUACCAUGCCCACUUGCAACCCAAGCAAAAAGCUGAUGUGCAGAGCGCAUGGCAAAAUGGUAGAUAUCAUGUCAUCGUCGCCACAAUCGCCUUUGGAAUGGGAAUCGAUAAACCCGAUGUGCGUUUUGUGAUCCACCACAGUAUCCCCAAAAGCCUUGAAGGCUACUACCAGGAGACCGGCCGUGCUGGCCGAGAUGGGAAACGCUCUGGAUGCUAUCUUUAUUAUGGAUACAAAGACACCACUUUACUCAAGCGAAUGAUUGAUCAAGGCGAAGGGAGUUAUGAACAAAAGGCUCGACAAAAGCAUAUGCUUCGGAAUGUUGUUCAAUUCUGUGAAAAUCGCAGUGACUGCAGACGUGUACAAGUGCUCGCUUAUUUCAACGAACAAUUUCGUCGAGAGGACUGUGGGAACACGUGUGAUAAUUGCAAGUCUGAUCUUGUCUUCGAAGAGCAUGACUUUUCUGAGUACGCAUCGUGGGCCAUCAAGAUUGUGCGGAGUUUAACUCACCAAAAUAAUGACAAAGUCACUGUGCUGUAUUGUGUUGAUAUUCUUCGAGGCGAUUUGAAAAGACCCAAGUCACCUUCACAUCGACAAAAUCCCGGAUAUGGAAAGGGUUCUAUCCUUGACAGAGCCGAAGCAGAGCGACUUUUUUAUCGCUUGUUGGGCGAAGAUGCCCUGGCGGAAGAAAAUGUCAUCAAUGGCAAAGAUUUCGCGGUUCAAUAUCUCAAACUUGGCCGCCGUGCUACUGAAUUCGAAAGCGGCCAGCGCAAAAUGAAGCUACAAGUGCGCGUAUCUCCGGAGAAGGCUCGAGUGUCACGACCUGUCACGUCACGACCAGCCACGAAAGCAAAACCUGGGAGUCAAGCUUAUCCUCAGUCUACAAUGGUUUCAUCGCCUAUUCAGUCGGCCAAUGACCGUCGACAGGCCCGCCAUCAGCAACGUGGGGCGCGUGUUGACUUUUCAGAAGGCGAAGAGAGUGAUGGGUUCGAGCCAAUCCGAGUAUCUGGAAAACAGCAACGCCAUAACGUGCGUGAGUUAGGCCCACCCAUCACUAUUGACCAGAAGAUGGAUCGACUUGAUCAUCUUCAUCGUGCUGUCGUGGAAGAUUUCGAGGUUACCGCCAAAAGGUACCUCCAAGAUGUCGUUGUUGAGAAGGGUCUUCGUGCUCAGCCAUUUCCUGACCACAUCUUGCGUGAUAUGGCCAUUUCAUUCCCCAAAGAUCCCUCGGAGCUUGCUGCCCUCCCAGGCAUCGACCAAGACAAGGUCAAACGAUAUGGCCGUCAGAUUUUAAGACUGGUAGACAAUGCGAAACGGCGCUACCAGGAAUUGACGCAAGAUGCCGAGUCCAAUGGCGUCGUCCCCGACCCUAACCACCACAAUGUCAUCAAUCUCAGCAGUAGUGAUGAAUACAGUGACGGUGACGAUCUUUUUGCAGACCAAGCGUCUACUUUUGAUGCUGACCAACUCCACGAAGACGAAGAUCUCACUAGCAGAUAUUUCCCUCCUCCCCCGUCUCCGGGGUUUGACCCUGGCGAGGACUUUGGUGGACCAGCAGAUUCUAGCUCCAAAGGCCGCAAACGUCCGUACACUAAAAAGCCCCGCCGGAAGAAUGGUGGCUCUACAAGCGGUUGGAAAACCAAGGGCGCCAGGUCCAAGACCACCACGGGCGGUAGCAGUCGCGCUCCAAGACGAUCCUCCGCUGCCCCUCGAAAAACCUCUACGAAAGCCAAGACCCCGAAAUCUACGAUUGGAAUGAUGCCCAUUUGA